This is a messenger RNA of Somion occarium, 1473 nucleotides long. Lineage: Eukaryota; Fungi; Basidiomycota; Agaricomycetes; Polyporales; Cerrenaceae. The record is from the annotation of a GenBank genome assembly.
GUGGUGACACCCCAGGAAGAUUACGUAUCAAAAGGAUGAGCGGUAAUGAUUUGUACCAACACAACACAUCCAUCGUCGGACUUCAAGUCGUCUAAGCUUCUACAACUGAUUGUUAGUUCUGUCCACUAGCACCAUAGAAUGCGCCAAUUAAAGACUGCAGACGGGUUCCUUCCGCCAUGAGCGUUGUGGAGAAAGACGACCAAGCAUCCUCGGAGCGCUUCCAGUGCGAAGCUCCCGACCCCUCCAAGUUGCCGCUGUUUAUCCUGCACAGCGGUGAUCCAGGUAAUGCUGGCUGGCUCCUAACUAGGUUCACAUGCAUGAUAUAUGCGAGACAUGGGGGGUGUAUUCCCCGGUCCCCAAGCCUCGUUCUUUCCACCGUUUUUAUCUCCCUUAUCCCGGCCAUACGAUACUAGUUUAACCUAGCAGUUGGGGCUGCAUAAUAGCCAUGUCGCAGCCCCACGGUUUAUAUCUCGAUCAGAGUACCUUUCUGGAGCUUAUGCAGUCUCAAGGGGCUGCUCGUAGCGGCAUCGCGGCGCUCUGUUUCAUUGUCUGGGAUACCCUAAUCACACUCGAUGAGGAGGUCCAAUUCAUCUGGCUCACCCACUGGACGCCACUGAAGCUAUUGUUCUUUUUUACUCGCUAUUACGCCAUAGCCAUCCUCAUAAUCCUAAAUGCCCACCCAUUGACAUGCCAACAGUGGAUAAUCGUUGAAGGCAUAUCGGCUGUUCUCUUAGAACUGGCAGUGGAGGUUCUCCUCGUCCUUCGCAUACAAGCCAUGUAUUCCGGGCACACGGCCUUGAUACGAAUGAUCGUCGGUCUUCUGGUCGUUCAAGUGAUCGUAAUGGCGGUGACCCUGGGUAUCAGCAUGCCGAAGAUUAUGACAACCGAGAAUUGUAUCAAUACUGAGAUACCGGUCGAGAUGGUGGCCUAUAGUAUCGCUUCUAUCGUAUACGAAGCGUUCCUCUUCACUUUAGCUGUGGUGAAGCUCUGGUCCGCGAGGAAGGACGGGUUCGAGCGGACUACGCUGCUGAAGGUGUUAGUGAGAGACAACAUGUGGACAUUUGCAGCUAUUCUCGUGGUAAUGAUCGGAAAUACUAUCUUGUUCACGAUUGCCCCAGCUACCCUUGCUGCUCUGGGCUUCCCAUGGGCAUUAGCCAUCUUCGGUGCGCUAGGUCCAAGAUUGAUGCUCAACGUCCGUCGUGAACAUCACAGACGAAGUUUCACCUCGUAUGCAGAUAUCUCCUCACUUGCGUUCGUACAGUAUUCACCUGUAUUCAAUCCUGGCAUGCUUGAUCCUGACUGAAUACAUGCUCGUUAUCGAAUAACGCCAUUCUGGGUUGAACCCACUGGAACGUCGCGCAUUUGAUUCGGCUGCGUAACGCUUCCUAUAUCCUCGUCACUUUGUCUCACCACGCUCAUUUGUUGUGAUCAAUCCGGCUUGCAUCAUAUCUUAACAUGCAUUUUAUUGCGUAG